Molecule: messenger RNA, 3051 nt
Organism: Arabidopsis arenosa
Lineage: Eukaryota; Viridiplantae; Streptophyta; Magnoliopsida; Brassicales; Brassicaceae
Source: the annotation of a GenBank genome assembly
GCAAAUAGAUUCCAGUUAUGAAAAAUCGAAUCAAAGAAGGAUCCAGCAUGAUUGGUGUAUAUGGAAGAUCAGAUGGAUCAAGCAGCAUUCUGAGUUUUAAUGGAUCCGAAAGUCGUGAAAGUAUAGAUGACACUAAGCAAGGUCAUCAAAGUUUAGUAGAGUGGUUAAAUGAGACGCUUCCUUAUUUGAAGUUAACAUGGGAGGCUUCAGAGGAAGAAUUGAGAGCAUGUUUGGUGGAUGGAACUGUCUUGUGCAAUCUCUUGAAUCAGCUUAGUCCCGGUUCGAUGCGAAUGGGAGGUAGCUUUGAGCCCGGUUGUGUAAAUAUUGAGCGGUUUUUGGCAGCUAUGGAUGAAAUGGCAUUGCCGAGAUUUGAGGUUUCAGACUUAGAACAGGGGGAUAUGAUUCCAGUUAUACAGUCUCUUAAGGCACUUAAAGCUAGUUUCUCUGAUGAUGGAUAUGAUAAGAAUAAACUUUGUGCAAGAAGAAGAUGGAGUUUGCCUGAGGACCAUUAUUCAAAGGGAGUUGAUAGCAACUUUAAUGAUGGAGGAUCACAGUUUAAGGAAGCAUCUGAGAUCAAUACAUCUCAUGCUCAAAUUUUGGACUUACUAAAAUCAAAUAGUUUACAAAAUACUUCUACACGAUCGUUGUUUGACAUGCUCGAUAGGCUUCUUGAUGAGAGCCCACAGAAGAUGAAUGUGUCUCAUGUUUUUGUAUCUAUCUUAAGAGGCAUUGUACAAGUUGUGGAGCAACGGAUCUCAAAUCAAGCUGAGAACCUAAAAAACCUAAGGUCAGAAGAAAAAGAUGUGCUUCAAAUAGAAAAGGAAAAAGAGCGUAGUGAUGCUGAACUUUCUAAGUUGAAGCAAGAACUUGAAAUUUUGAAAGAGACACAUGAAAAACAGUUUUUGGAACUAAAAUCAAAUGCUCAAAAAGCUAAAGUUGAGUUGGAGAAGCAAUUAAAGGAAUCAGAGUUACGUGUGGUAGAAGCAAAAGAACUCGAAAAGUUAUGUGAAACAAAAACUAAAAGAUGGGAGAAGAAAGAGCAAACAUAUAAGAGCUUUAUAAACCACCAGACCGAGGCUUUGCAGGAGUUGAAAGCUACUUCUAUGUCUUUAAAACAUGAUGUCUUAACGAUAGGAGAGAACUACUUUCAGGAUCUAAAUUACUAUGGUAUAAAGCUCAGAGGAGUGGCUCAUGCAGCAAAAAAUUACCAGAUAAUCAUUGAAGAGAAUCGACGACUUUACAAUGAAGUGCAAGAAUUAAAAGGAAAUAUUAGAGUGUAUUGCCGGAUAAGACCAUUCCUUCAAGGACAAAACAAGAAACAAACAUCAAUAGAGUACACAGGUGAGAAUGGUGAACUGGUGGUUGCAAAUCCCUUAAAGCAAGGCAAAGAUACGUAUCGGUUAUUCAAAUUCAACAAAGUCUUCGGCCCUGCAUCAACUCAAGAGGAAGUUUUCUUAGAUACGCGACCGUUGAUUCGAUCCAUUCUUGAUGGCUACAAUGUAUGUAUAUUUGCUUACGGCCAGACAGGCUCUGGAAAGACUUAUACAAUGAGUGGACCAAGCAUAAAUUCAGAAGAAGAUUGGGGUGUUAACUAUCGAGCUUUGAAUGACUUGUUCCACUUAACUCAAAGUAGACAACACUCAGUGGUAUAUGAAGUUGGUGUUCAAAUGGUUGAGAUUUACAAUGAGCAAGUUCGUGACCUACUUUCUGAGGAUGUUCCUGAUGCAAGCAUGCAUUCUGUAAAAUCAACUGAAGAUGUUCUUGAAUUGAUGAACAUUGGGUUGAUGAAUAGAACUGUUGGUGCCACAACCCUUAAUGAAAAGAGCAGUAGAUCACACAGUGUUGUUUCUGUUCAUGUACGCGGUGUUGAUGUCAAAACCGAAUCCGUCUUGCGUGGUAGUUUGCAUUUGGUUGAUCUUGCUGGAAGUGAGAGAGUUGGUCGCUCUGAAGUAACCGGAGAGAGACUCAAAGAAGCUCAAUAUAUAAACAAAUCUUUGUCUGCUCUCGGAGAUGUUAUAUUUGCUCUAGCACAUAAGAAUCCUCAUGUACCUUAUAGAAACAGCAAGCUAACACAAGUCCUCCAGAAUUCUUUAGGAGGACAAGCGAAAACUCUUAUGUUUGUUCAAAUUAAUCCUGAUGAAGAUUCAUAUGCUGAGACUGUAAGUACUUUGAAAUUCGCGGAAAGAGUUUCUGGUGUCGAGUUAGGUGCAGCUAGAAGCUAUAAGGAGGGACGAGAUGUUAGACAACUCAUGGAACAGGUAUCAAACUUGAAAGAUAUGAUUGCCAAGAAAGACGAAGAACUUCAAAAGUUUCAGAACAUAAACGUUAUCCAAAAACGUGGAUUAAGCAAACUAAGAAUUGUUUCUCCUCCUAGAAGACAUUCUUUAGGAGGAGCUUUAACAAAUUCUCCAAGAAGAAGACAAGGGUCUGGUUUACUUGGAAGAACAACUUCAGAUUCAACAGAUGAACAUCGACAUCAAAAUGAAUCUCGAUCAUCGUCUAAGUUUACUGGUGGGGCUAAAGACAAUAAUAUAUUUGAGGAUAUUGAACUUUUAGGCCUUGAAGAUUCAGAUAAUGAGGAAAGAUUGAGUGAUAUCUCUGAUAGUUGUCUUUCAAUGGGAACAGAAACUGAUGGCUCGAUUAGUAGCGGUGCAAUGGAGUUGACACUCUUCCCUGAAACCUCAAAUCCUCCUGAAAUGUUUGAACAAAAUGAUAAAGCUAAUGUUGGAACAUCAAAGCCACUGAAGCAUACACCAAAAGCAGACAAAACCAGACCUUCUCGUCUGUCGAUUUCUAACACUUCAGCUAAGGCUUUCACAAGUAACCUCACUAUCAACGCUUUAAGUUCUAAAAGACCAAUCACUGGAUUUUCAUCUUCAGUAAAACCUCUUAACAAAGCAGAAUCUAAUGUUACCAUCCAUCCAUUCUGAACCAGAUUUCCCAUUGUGUAUGUUCCCAGAAGCUUUUGACUUUUUCUUUUAUCAGAGCAUUUUCUUCUAAAUAGAUUAUAUGAAGAGUACUAAAUUAUGUAAAUAAUUGAAAUUGUUCGAU